Molecule: messenger RNA, 3109 nt
Organism: Pundamilia nyererei
Lineage: Eukaryota; Metazoa; Chordata; Actinopteri; Cichliformes; Cichlidae
Product: protein NLRC3-like
Exons: 7
Coding region: 1-2958 (985 amino acids)
Molecular function (GO): protein binding
Source: RefSeq, a predicted model, not a curated record
AUGAAAGAGAAGGAGCUGGCCGACCAUCUCCAGAGCAGAACUCAUAAUACUGUGUGUCAAUAUAAGCUGAAGUCUAGCCUAAAGACAAAAUUCGAGUGUGUGUUUGAGGGGAUCGCUAAAGCAGGAAACCCAACCCUUCUGAAUCAGAUCUACACAGAGCUCUACGUCACAGAGGGAGGGACUGCAGAGGCCAGUGAUGAACAUGAGGUCAGACAGAUUGAAACAGCAUCCAGGAAACCAGACAGACCAGAAGCAACAAUCAGACAAGAAGACAUCUUUAAAGCCUCACCUGUUAAAGACAAGCCAAUCAGAACAGUGCUGACAAAGGGAGUGGCUGGCAUUGGGAAAACAGUCCUAACACAGAAGUUCACUCUGGACUGGGCUGAAAACAAAGCCAACCAGGACAUCCAGUUCAUGUUUCCAUUCACUUUCAGAGAGCUGAAUGUGCUGAAAGAGAAAAAGUUCAGCUUGGUGGAACUUGUUCAUCACUUCUUUACUGAAACCAAAGAAGCAGGAAUCUGCAGCUUUGAAGACUUCCAGGUUGUGUUCAUCUUUGAUGGUCUGGAUGAGUGUCGACUUCCUCUGGACUUCCACAAAACUAAAAUCAUCACUGACCCUAGAAAGUCCACCUCAGUGGAUGUGCUACUGACAAAUCUCAUCAGGGGAAAGCUGCUUCCUUCUGCUCGCCUCUGGAUAACCACAAGACCAGCAGCAGCCAAUCAGAUUCUUUCCCAGUGUGUUCACAGGGUGACAGAGGUAAGAGGGUUCACUGACCCACAGAAGGAGGAGUACUUCAGAAAGAGAUUCAAAGAAAAGGAGCAGGCCAACAGGAUUAUCUCCCACAUCAAGACAUCACGAAGCCUCCACAUCAUGUGCCACAUCCCAGUCUUCUGCUGGAUCACUGCUACAGUUCUUGAAGAUGUGCUGAAAACCAGAGAGGGAGGACAGCUGCCCAAGACCCUGACUGAGAUGUACAUUCACUUCCUGGUGGUUCAGGCCAAAAUGAAGAAGGUCAAGUAUGACGAGGGAACUGAAACAGAUCCACAUUGGAGUCCAGAGAGCAGGAAGAUGAUCGAGUGUCUGGGAAAACUGGCUUUUGAUCAGCUGCAGAAAGGAAACCUGAUCUUCUAUGAAUCAGACCUGACAGAGUGUGGCAUUGACAUCAGGGCAGCCUCAGUGUACUCAGGAGUGUUCACAGAGAUCUUUAAAGAGGAGAGAGGACUGUACCAGAACAAGGUGUUCUGCUUCAUCCAUCUGAGUGUUCAGGAGUUUCUGGCUGCUCUUCAUGUCCAUCUUAUAUUUAGCAACUCUGGGGUCAACAUGCUGGAAGAUCAAAUUGCUUCUAAGAAGCCUAAGGUCUUUAAAAACAAAUGUAGUCUAAAACUCCUUCAUCAGAUUGCUGUGGACAAGGCCUUACAGAGUCCAAAUGGACACCUGGACUUGUUCCUCCGCUUCCUCCUUGGGCUAUCACUGCUGAACAGUCAGAAUCUCUUAAGAGGACUCCAGAAAACAGUAGGUUCAGAGUGCAAUCAGAAAACAGCCAAGUAUAUAAAGAAAAAGAUCAGCGAAAAUGAUGCUACUGAGCAAAACAUCAAUCUGUUCCACUGUCUGAAUGAACUGAAUGAUUGUUCUCUAGUGGAGGAGAUUCAACAGUUCCUGAGUUCAGGAAGUCUCUCUACAGAUAAAUUGUCUUCUGCUCAGUGGUCAGCUCUGGUCUUCAUCUUACUGUCAUCAGAUGAAGAUCUGGACAUAUUUGACUUGAAGAAAUACUCUGCUUCAGAAGAAGCUCUUCUAAGGCUACUCCCAGUGGUCAAAGCCUCCAACAGAGCUCUGCUAGGUGGUUGUCACCUGUCAGGGGGAACCUGGAAAGAUCUUUCCUCAAUUCUCCAAUUUUCUAGUCUGAAAGAGCUGGACCUGAGUAACAAUGACCUGCAAGAUUCAGGAAUGCUGCAGCUAUCUGUGGGACUGAAGAGUGCACACUGUAAACUGGAGAUUCUCAGGAUGGCUGUGUGCAAACUGUCGUGGAGAAGCAGUGAAGCCCUGUCCACAGUUCUCUGCUCUGAGUCCUGUAGCCUGAGAGAGCUGGAUCUGAAUAACAAUGACUUGCAGGAUUCUGGCGUAAGAGGGUUGUUAGCUGGACUGGAGAGCCCACACUGUAAACUUGAAACUCUUAGCCUCUCAGGUUGUCUAAUCAGAUAUGACGGCUGUGCUUCUCUGGCUGCAGCUCUGAGAUCUAACCCCUCCCAUCUUAGAAAGCUAGACCUAAGUUACAAUCAUCCAGGAGAUUCAGGAGUGGGACUGCUGUCCACUGGACUGAAAAAUCCACUCUGGAGACUGGACAUUCUGAAGGUGGAAAACUGUGGAGAGCAAAGGUUAAAACCCGGUCUGAGAAAAUAUGCCUGUGAACUUACACUGGACAGAAACACAGCACACAGAAAGCUGAAACUUUCUGAAAACGACAGAAAAGUAAUGCUGGUAGGAGAGAAGGAGCAGACUUAUCCCAAUCACCCAGACAGAUUUGACCGUAGGGAGCAGCUCUUGUGCAGUAAUCGUCUGACUGGUCGCUGUUACUGGGAGGUGGAGUGGAGAGGAGAAGUUGACAUAGCCGUAAGUUACAGAGGAAUAAAACGGAAAGGAAACAGUGAAGACUGCAAGUUUGGAAUGAAUGAUCAGUCGUGGUGUCUGCGAUGCUCUGAUGGUGGCUUCUCCGUCUGCCAUGAUAACAAAAUCAGAUCAGUCCCUCCCUCUUCGGUCUCUAACAGAGUAGCAGUGUAUGUGGAUUAUCCUGCUGGCAGUCUGUCCUUCUACAGAGUCUCCUCUGACAAAAUGAUCCAAAUCCACACCUUCGAAACCACAUUCACUGAACCUCUGUAUGCUGGGUUCGGUUUUGUGUUUGGGUUGGGCGUUGAGUCUUUGAUGCUGUCAAUUGACUCCUCUGUGUCUCUGUGUUCAGUAUAGGACAAAUAAUUGCAUACAUCAGUCUGCAUCUGAGUAACAUCCACAAUGAAAAUAUGAUAUGGGAUUUCAGAACAAGUUCUAGCAAGAUUUCUGGAUAAGCAAACAACACAUUACAUUUCCUUUCUGCUUUAAUAUACAGUAAGAGAUGUGA